AACACACUCCACUAAUCUUUCAACAAAUGAUGGUACUCGUGGAUCCAGUCUGACGUUGAUCUGACCAAUCCCUGCUCCUACACAUCAGCACGUCACAAAAGUCUCUAGUGCUGCACGCGGGAAUCCUCUCAGACAGGUGACAUGUUGAGCUCCAAGCUGCUGACCCUGGUGCUGGUGGUCCAGCCGGGCAGAGUGCUGCUCGGCAUGAAGAAGAGAGGGUUUGGGGCUGGGAAGUGGAAUGGGUUUGGGGGCAAAGUUCAACCUGGAGAAACUAUUGAAGAUGGUGCAAGGAGAGAACUGCUAGAAGAAAGUGGCCUAACAGUGGAUGUUCUCGAGAAGGUCGGAAACAUCAAAUUUGAAUUUGUUGGAGAUACGCAGCUGCUAGACGUCCAUGUUUUCAGAGCCGACACCUAUAACGGAGAACCAACAGAGUCAGAAGAAAUGCGGCCCCAGUGGUUCGAAUGUGACCAAAUUCCUUUCAGUCAAAUGUGGGCCGAUGACAUCCUGUGGUUCCCCCUAAUGCUCCAGGAGAAGAAAUUUGUCGGCUACUUUAAGUUCCUCGGUCACGAUGUGAUCCUCAGCCACAAACUGGAAGAGGUUGAGGAACUGUGAGACGACCUGCGUUUCUGAGGUCAUUUAUGGCCGCGACAAAAAAAAAAAAAGCAUCAGCCUUCCAAAGUUGUUCUUCAAAUGCUGAAGAUAUCCCAGGGUUCAGUGUUGGUGGUUCAGUUUACCUUGUGGGAGGAAACGAACCAACUCUGAGGACUAAAUCCCAGUUAACUGUACAUGGAGAAUGUUUACAUGUAAAAUUACAUAUUGAG
Molecule: messenger RNA, 821 nt
Organism: Etheostoma cragini (Arkansas darter)
Lineage: Eukaryota; Metazoa; Chordata; Actinopteri; Perciformes; Percidae
Gene: nudt1
Product: nudix (nucleoside diphosphate linked moiety X)-type motif 1
Exons: 4
Coding region: 142-612 (156 amino acids)
Biological process (GO): DNA protection
Molecular function (GO): 8-oxo-7,8-dihydroguanosine triphosphate pyrophosphatase activity
Source: RefSeq, a predicted model, not a curated record